Onychostruthus taczanowskii (white-rumped snowfinch) is the source of this 3806-nucleotide messenger RNA. RefSeq lists its product as uncharacterized. The transcript is spliced from 2 exons. The coding region runs from base 33 to 3257 and encodes 1074 amino acids. NCBI's taxonomy places the organism in Eukaryota, Metazoa, Chordata, Aves, Passeriformes, Passeridae. The record is from RefSeq and is a predicted model, not a curated record.
UGUGUGCCUCCUGCCUGAAGCCUGUGUACCCCAUGGAGCGUGUGGUCACUGACAAGGUCUGUGUGCACCGCUCGUGUUUCUGCUGUCGGGUCUGCGGGAGGAAGCUGAGCUUGCAAAACUAUGCUGCCCUCCACGGGGUGUUCUACUGCCAAGUCCACUACAAGCUGAUGGCUGGGGCUGGAAGCAGAAGUGAGAUGGAAAGGAUGGAGCACCACCAGGUUCAGCAUGGUCCACAGCCACAGGACUGGUGUAACAGGGCCAAAAAGACUGAAAAAAGAGAGAAACCCACAUCCUUCAAUGCACAGUGUGAUCUGCAGCUGGCUGAGCACAGGAACAGCAGGGCUGUCCUCGUAGGGAACAAGCUCAGAGCAGUCUGGCCACCUUCAGAACCAGCCUUGGCUGUAGAUGGGAAAGCUGGAAAUGGAGUGGGUUGCUGGAAAAAUCCUGCACUGAGCCUGCAAGCCUACCAGGCUGCAGGCACCAUAGUGCUCAGAGGCCAGGAGGGAGCAGUGGAGAAAGGAAGAUUCCUACCUGGAAUCACCUACACCAAGGAAAGAGAGCAGGCAUGUUCCUGGCCCAAGAACAGAGAGCAGAGAGGCCCUGAAGAGGCUGGGGAUGGGGAUGUGCCUGAAGGGAAGAGGGGUGGGAAGGUGUCCCAGAGAGUGGCUGCAUUCCAGCAGGGCCAAGCCCAGCAGAACACAGGACCUGCCUGUGCCCCCCUCCCUCCCGUCCUGGAGCCUGUGACACCUCUGCCUCGUGCCUCUCUUGCUCCCCACCCCACACACCAAAGCACCAAACCCACGCCCAGGGUGUACCUGGGGGGCACAGGGGGCUGCACUCUCGCUGCCACAGAGGUGCCAGUGACACAAAACAAGGUCUGUGCGUCACUGAGCAUACCCAGCAAAGGAGGCACAAUCACAGAUGACAAGCCUGAGCUGAUCACAGCCACCCCAGAUACUGCAGGGGCCAAGCAUCACCUUGGAGAGGGAAUGAACAGCACACAGGCCAUUCAUGUGCCAGGAGAGCCCAAAACCAGAAACACCACAAAUACAGAGCUAAAAUAUACAGCUGAGGAUAUUGAUCCCCCUGAAGAUGAAGCUGAACAAGCCCACUCCCCCCAUAGAGUGUUGAGGACCUCUUCUGUAUCUUCUGGCUCCCUGGAGCCAGGAGGGCUGGGUGUGUCACCUGAGAUCACUGAGAUGUUGAAAGAGAAAUCAAAGGCAAACACCAGAGAAUUCCCUGGCAAACAGAUGCCAUUAACUUUGGGGCAAGCUAUGCAGCCAUCCAGCAGAAGUGAUUUGCCUGGAAUUGAGAGGAAAAGGGCAGAAUUUGAGAAGACAAAAGAAGAUAAACCAGUAACUAUGGGAGCCUCUCUGGAAGACCCCAGUCCUGAGGAUGCAUCUCAGGAAAAUGAAGCUGAAAAGAGCAGAGUCUCUUCAGCUGGCUGUCCAGACAGGACAGAUGAUCACAAUGUGUCCUCUUUACAAGAAACAGAACCUCAGGACACAUGUGGCCCACUGAAAAGUGACACGCCUGAGGGUAUUUGGAGACAGGAUACUAAAUCAUCUGGCAAGGAUUUUCUAGUAUCAAUUGACACACCUCUGAAAGGAACUUGUGCCCCUUGCCCCUCACAUGAUGAAGUAGACAAGCGCAAGUCAAAGGAAUCCAGGGAAGUUCUUAGUGAAAACACCUUGCACGUUUCUGAGCAACCAGCCAAGACAUCAGAAUAUUCCAAACCAAAUACAUCCUUGGAUAAAUGCAGAGGCCAUCCAGUAGGUGAAGAAAAAGAUAUGAAACUUCCAGGGGAAAGCACUGGGCCUGUGUCACAGACCGGGGCCCAGAGCAAGGAGGCCAAAAGCAGCCGAGCCUGUAGAGAGACACCAGGUAAAGGUUUCAGGCUGGGGAAAAACCCCUUCAUUACCCUUUUUGGCUCUGAAGACAAAGGCAGAACUCCCAGGAAAGAAGCAACAACCCAGAGGAAACCCACAAAACCCCAGUCAGCCCUUGCCACUUUGUUUGGUCACUCGUCAGAGAAGAAGCAGAGUGCACCAGAAAAACCUGCAGGAUCCUCAGAGCAAGCAAAUAUUGAUGGCAGGACAGAAAAGGCCCAGGGCCUCCUCAGCUCCUGCAGCCAAGAAAAGCAAAAUUCCUCCAAGAAUGAUCAGCUGCCACAGCCUGGAAAGGUGGAGGUGUUUCCUAAACACAUCCAGGAGAGCUCUGGAGGAUUCUCAGGCCCUGCUGAGAGCAAGGAGACUGAUGUCUUGUUGUCAACUCCCAGCACAGCCAUGUCACAUGAUGGUAAAUGUGAGAGAACUGAACUUGACAUUCAUGACCAAGAGUCUUUAAAUAGUCAGGUUUGGCAGCCACACGACAGCUGUUGGCCCCCUCUCAUGCCAGGACAGAAAAGUCAGAAGGAAUCUGCAGGAAGCUCAAAUCAUGGAACAAGCCCUCUGCAGCUUUCUCCAGAGAUUAGGCCUGCAGCUGACAACAGCAAAAAUCUCACCAGGGAAAGGAAUCACCAUGAUGCUCAUCUGCCAGGAACCCAGAACCUGCUGAGCUUGGAUGUCCAGGAUACAGGGGCACAGGAUGGGAUGUUUUUUCCACCAGGCAAUUCAGAAGAGUUAGGCAAGGAAGCUGAGCUUCAGUUUGGCAACAUGGAUUUUCUGGGGGGCAGUAACUUGUUCUUCUCUGGACGACAAGAUUUCCCCAGUGAAGCAAAUGAAACUCCAAAUUCAGAUUUGCAAAACUCAGAGGCAGAAACUCCACGUCUCUUUGAUCCAAAUCCUUUUGAUUUUUUCCAAGAAAUCUCAUCAGAAACAAACACCUCACUAGAACUCUGGGACACCUCCAGCCUCUCGCUUCUUGAUGGGCAGGAUGAGAUUAAUAUGAGAGACCUGGAAGGAAUUAAGGGCUGUGAACUCCUGCUGCAGGUGGACCCACAACGCCAGGCUCCAAAGGCAGCAGAAGAAAUGUUUGGAAUGGGUCUCAGUGCUGAAGGCUCCACAAAAAACCAGCUCCCUACACAGGAUGACAAUUGUCCCUUAGCACACACGUUCAGCAGCUGUGCUUCUGAAACCUCUCAUCAGGGUGUCCUUGAUCAUUUUCAUGUUGAUUCCACCAAAACGGGCCAGGAGGCUUCUGAAAAAAGGAACAGGAGCAGAAAAACAUCAGGAGACAAAGAAGAUUAUGACAGUCUGUCUUCUGAAGACUUGGAGAUGUUAAAUUAUGACCUUUCAGAGAAGGAGUUCUUUAUAUAGGUGAAAAAAAACCAAAAAAGCAACCAAACACAGGGAGGGCCGUGUGGGAUUUUAAAGCUUUUAAAAUCAGCACAAGUUUGCUGAUAUGAGACCAAAAGUGAUUUUUGAAACCCACUGUACAAUGAUAAGCAAAGAAAAGUGAAAUGAGCUUGCCCAGGUCAGAAGGGCAGAGGAGGGAAAUGAACUCUGCUGUCUUGAAGUCUUUCAAGGUGUGGGGACAUUGCUAAAUCUGCUCUCCCUGUGCCACUGCACUCUGCUCCUCCCUGAGUGCCCUUUGCAGAAAUAUUACAUAACAUAAAUGCUAUAGGAGUUAACAAUUAUACUCAUGAUAAACAAGCUCAAGAGAAACACCAGAGGGUCAAAGCAUGAACACGUGAACUAUGAAAAGGGUCACAGAGCAUAUCAAUUCACAUGUUUUAAUCAGCUGUCUGUAAAAAAAAAAAAAAAUUUAAAAAAUUUAAAAAGGUAAAGGUGUUAAAAUGAUUAAUUUUUAAAAUAGAACAAAAUGAAAUGAAAUGGAGUGAAAUGAAAUGAAUAAAAUAAAGUAAA